Messenger RNA from Colias croceus (clouded yellow), 946 nucleotides. Its product is annotated as ubiquinone biosynthesis O-methyltransferase-like. The coding region runs from base 54 to 926 and encodes 290 amino acids. NCBI's taxonomy places the organism in Eukaryota, Metazoa, Arthropoda, Insecta, Lepidoptera, Pieridae. Gene Ontology annotation, molecular function: 2-methoxy-6-polyprenyl-1,4-benzoquinol methyltransferase activity. The transcript is spliced from 7 exons. The record is from RefSeq and is a predicted model, not a curated record. Gene Ontology annotation, biological process: ubiquinone biosynthetic process.
ACAACGACGUACAAGACCUGUUUCUUGGAUCUAUUUUUUUCCAGAUAGUAAAAAUGCACCUAUAUUCGUUACGAUCACCUAUUUGGAUUAUCAAAUGUAAUAAUUUAUAUAUUAAAAACAAUGUAACGAGAAGUUUACCGUUACGUAUGAAUAUGUCUUCAUCAAACAAGGAAAAAUCAACAGUAGACGAAGGAGAUGUUCAGAGACAUAGUAACCUGAUUAAUGACUGGUGGGAUCCCAAUGGAAGUAUCAAGGGAUUACAUAGCUUCAAUUAUAUCAGAGUACCUUUUGUAAGAGACGGUCUUGUGUCUGAAAUAGAACGAGAUAAAACUUCUACCCCAUUGGCCAAUAAGAAGAUUCUGGACAUAGGCUGCGGCGGAGGAAUAUUAUCUGAGGGCUUGGCAAGAAUUGGAGCAAUCGUAACUGGUGUUGAUGCGAGCGAAGAUUUAAUUCAUUUAGCAAAACAGCAUAGCCACAUAGACGCUAAAAUAGCUAGAAACAAACCCACAUAUUACUGCAAUACUAUUGAGAAACAUUCAAAAGAAUUUUCCGAACACUAUGACGCAGUUGUAGCAUCAGAAAUUAUAGAGCACGUUGCAGACAAGGAACUGUUUGUCAAGUCGUGCGUAGAAGCGGUGAAGCCUGGAGGAAAGAUAUUUAUAACAACUCCCAAUAGAUCGAGAUGGACGCAAGUUCUGGGUAUCUUUGUAGCGGAGUAUGUACUGAAUGUCUUGCCGAGAGGCACGCACCAGUAUGAUAAAUUUACGACACCCAAUGAGGUGACGAUGUUAUUGGGAAGAAAUAAUUGCCAAGUGGAGCUAGUGAAGGGGAUCACUUACAAUCCAUUUAACAACAAGUGGGCCUGGGUGAAUUCGCAUACUCUGUGCUUUGCGCUACAAGCGACCAAGUUAAAUUCUUCCAUAUAAUAAAAAUUAUAUUAUGUUUA